Molecule: messenger RNA, 1728 nt
Organism: Fraxinus pennsylvanica
Lineage: Eukaryota; Viridiplantae; Streptophyta; Magnoliopsida; Lamiales; Oleaceae
Source: the annotation of a GenBank genome assembly
AUGGCUGCUCUUCCGUUGUCAUGGUCCUUCACCACCACCACCACCUCCGCCCCAUUUGUAACAAGGCCGUCGCGUAUGUUGAUUGAUGCAAAGCGAAGCGACCGCUUUCAGGUGUCGUGUGAGCAAAACCAGACAGGCAGCACCAGAAGCGAUGAAAUUUCUCAUGGGAAAUUUGACAGGAGAAAUGUGCUUCUUGGAAUGGGAGGGCUUUUCAGUGCAGCAAAUCUAGUUUCUGCUUCAUCCACAUUUGCAACUCCACUAGAAGCUCCUGAUUUCACCAAAUGCAGUAAGGGCACAAAUUUGAACACUGGACAACCACUAGAUGUGGACUGUUGCCCUCCAGUAACAACAGAAAUCAUUGAUUACAAGCUUCCCCCUGUGACGAAAAUGCGAUUCCGACCAGCUGCACAUUUGGCCACCAAAGAGUACGUAGCUAAAUAUGAGAAAGCUGUCGAGCUUAUGAAGGCUCUUCCGGCUGAUGAUCCGAGAAAUUUCAUGCAACAAGCCAAUGUUCAUUGUGCUUAUUGUAAUCUUACUUAUGACCAAGUUGGGGACUCGGAUUUGAAGAUUCAAGUUCACAAUUCUUGGCACUUCUAUCCAUGGCAUAGAUGGUACUUGUAUUUUUAUGAAAGAAUCUUGGGGAAAUUGAUUGAUGAUCCCACUUUUGGGUUGCCAUUUUGGAACUGGGACAAUCCUAAGGGUAUGGUCAUGCCAGCCAUGUUCGUGAACACUAGUUCGUCACUAUUUAAUGCUAGACGUAAUCAAAUUCACCUGCCACCCGCUGCCACUGAUCUUGCCUACUUCGGAACCCAAUCCGUUGAUACCACACAAAUAAUUUCGAACAACCUUACGGUGAUGUACAAUGAAAUGGUACGCAACGUUCAGACCCUUGAGGACUUUUAUGGAGCAAAAUAUAAUACUGGGACACAGCCAGACCCCGGGCCAGGGACGGUGGAGCGUGGAUCACACACUGCGCUUCACGUGUGGGUUGGGGAGGCCACAAGCACUGGAGAGGACAUGGGCAACUUUUACUCUGCCGGUCGAGAGCCACUGUUCUUUAGCCACCAUACCAACGUUGAUCGCCUUUGGACAAUAUGGAGGGAUCUAAGGGGUUCGAAAGCGAAGGAUUUUGUUGACUCGGAUUGGUUAAAUGCUAGCUAUUUAUUCUACGACGAAAAUGCACAACUUGUACGUGUGAAAGUUGCAGACACACUGGAUAACAUAAAAAUGGGAUAUGAAUUCCAAAAGGUGGAUACUCCAUGGCUGAAGAGUAGGCCGGUUGCGCGUGCAAAGAAGUCCAAAAUAGCCAGCACCACGGCUGCUCCAUCAGUCGAUAGUAUUUUCCCAGUGAAACUCGACAAAGUUGUCAAAGUUUUGGUUCCUAGACCUAAAAAAUCGAGGAGUAAGAAGGAUAAAGAGAAUGAAGAGGAAUUGCUAGUGAUUGAAGGGAUUGAAGUGGAUACUGCAAUUUUUGUCAAGUUUGAUGUAUUUGUGAACGACGAAGAUGAUGAUCCGAAUACAUUAGACAAGGCAGAGUACGCGGGAUGCUUCUCCCUGGUGCCCCAUAAGAAUUCGAUCCUCUCGAAGACUAAGAUUAGGUUGGGAUUGAGUGAACUGUUGGAGGAUUUGGAUGUUGAAGAUGAUGAAAACAUAUUGGUUUCUUUGGUACCGAAAGCUGGAGGAGAUAACGUUACCAUUGGUGGUAUCAAAAUCAUCUAUUCUUCUUGA